Molecule: messenger RNA, 2000 nt
Organism: Elephantulus edwardii (Cape elephant shrew)
Lineage: Eukaryota; Metazoa; Chordata; Mammalia; Macroscelidea; Macroscelididae
Gene: SMAD5
Product: SMAD family member 5
Exons: 6
Coding region: 162-1556 (464 amino acids)
Biological process (GO): transforming growth factor beta receptor signaling pathway; BMP signaling pathway; SMAD protein signal transduction
Cellular component (GO): heteromeric SMAD protein complex
Molecular function (GO): RNA polymerase II cis-regulatory region sequence-specific DNA binding; DNA-binding transcription factor activity, RNA polymerase II-specific; I-SMAD binding
Source: RefSeq, a predicted model, not a curated record
ACUUGAACCAGUAAAAGACUUGAUGGCACUUACAAAGAUAAAUGCCACCACUCCUUGCUUUUUGGUUGGCACUUCUGCUUAGGAGCUGCAUAUGACACUUCACCUAUGAUAUUUUACCCUUGACUUUGAGUUGCAAGAAGGUCUCUGAAGAUUUAUAUCAAAUGACGUCAAUGGCCAGCUUGUUUUCUUUUACUAGUCCAGCAGUAAAACGAUUAUUGGGCUGGAAACAAGGUGAUGAGGAAGAGAAAUGGGCAGAAAAGGCAGCUGAUGCUUUGGUGAAAAAGCUAAAAAAGAAAAAGGGUGCCAUGGAGGAACUAGAGAAAGCCUUGAGCAGUCCUGGACAACCAAGCAAAUGUGUCACUAUUCCUAGGUCUCUGGAUGGACGGCUGCAGGUUUCUCACAGGAAAGGUCUACCCCAUGUUAUAUAUUGUCGAGUUUGGCGCUGGCCUGAUUUGCAGAGUCACCAUGAGCUAAAACCAUUGGAUAUAUGUGAAUUUCCUUUUGGAUCUAAGCAAAAAGAAGUUUGUAUCAACCCAUACCACUAUAAGAGAGUGGAGAGUCCAGUCUUACCUCCAGUAUUAGUGCCUCGUCACAAUGAAUUCAAUCCACAGCAUAGUCUUCUGGUUCAGUUUAGGAACCUAAGCCACAAUGAGCCACAUAUGCCACAAAAUGCUACGUUUCCAGAUUCUUUCCACCAGCCCAACAACACUCCUUUUCCUUUGUCACCAAACAGCCCAUAUCCCCCUUCCCCUGCUAGCAGCACAUAUCCCAACUCCCCUGCAAGUUCUGGACCAGGAAGUCCAUUUCAGCUCCCAGCUGAUACUCCUCCUCCUGCUUAUAUGCCACCUGAUGAUCAGUUGGGUCAGGAUAAUUCCCAGCCUAUGGAUACAAGCAAUAUGAUUCCUCAGAUUAUGCCCAGUAUAUCUAGCAGAGAUGUUCAGCCUGUUGCCUAUGAAGAGCCCAAACAUUGGUGUUCAAUUGUCUACUAUGAGCUGAACAAUCGUGUUGGGGAAGCUUUUCAUGCAUCUUCUACCAGUGUAUUAGUAGAUGGAUUCACAGAUCCUUCAAAUAACAAAAGUCGAUUUUGCUUGGGGUUGUUGUCAAAUGUUAACCGUAAUUCAACGAUUGAAAACACUAGAAGACACAUUGGAAAAGGUGUUCAUCUGUACUAUGUUGGCGGGGAGGUAUAUGCGGAGUGCCUCAGUGACAGCAGCAUAUUUGUACAGAGUAGGAACUGCAACUUUCACCAUGGCUUUCAUCCUACUACCGUCUGUAAGAUUCCCAGCAGCUGUAGCCUCAAAAUUUUCAACAAUCAGGAAUUUGCACAGCUUCUGGCUCAGUCUGUCAACCAUGGGUUUGAGGCAGUGUAUGAGCUCACCAAAAUGUGCACCAUUCGAAUGAGUUUUGUCAAGGGCUGGGGAGCAGAAUAUCACCGACAGGAUGUUACCAGCACCCCAUGUUGGAUUGAGAUUCAUCUUCAUGGUCCUCUUCAAUGGCUGGAUAAAGUGCUCACUCAGAUGGGCUCCCCUCUUAACCCUAUAUCUUCUGUUUCAUAGUGCAGAAAUAUUCAUUUGUAUUAUUAGUGGACUUGUUUAAUUUUAGAAAAACUUUGAGUACAGAUACUGUGAGCUUACAUGGAAAACAGAUAAUUACAGUGUAUUUUUUUCCUACAUAAUUGUGACCAAUACAUUUGUAUUUUGUGAUGAAUCUACAUUUGUUUGUAUUCAUAUUCAUGUGAUUAACUUUUAAAAGUAUUGUGAAAGAUGCAGUUAGUAUUAUACCCCAGUUCAGGAGUUUGGGAUUAAUCUUAAACUGGAAUAUACUUUUUUUUUGCCCAUUGUCCCAUCAUCUUUUUUUUAUUUGUUAAAAAAACUUUUUAAACAAGUAUAUCAUGUGAAGAAAAAUGAUAAUAGUGUAUAAAAAGAUAUACCGUGGUCUUCUUUCCUACCCUUUAUCCUCCAGAUUCUGUACUUUCACUUGUUUCAUCGUCCUGCCAGCUU